Messenger RNA from Boleophthalmus pectinirostris (great blue-spotted mudskipper), 658 nucleotides. It is a transcript of the gene pomp, whose product is annotated as proteasome maturation protein. The record is from RefSeq and is a predicted model, not a curated record. NCBI's taxonomy places the organism in Eukaryota, Metazoa, Chordata, Actinopteri, Gobiiformes, Gobiidae. Gene Ontology annotation, cellular component: nucleus; cytoplasm. Bases 110 to 535 code for a protein of 141 amino acids. Gene Ontology annotation, biological process: proteasome assembly. The transcript is spliced from 6 exons.
CAGAAAAGCGAAAAACGGAUCUGACUUGCGCCGGAAGUGAAGUAAAUUACGUAGAACUGCACCGGAAGUUGUUGCUCGUCGAAAAGAAAGUAGAACAAGCGGAAUCACGAUGGAUACGCGAGGGCUUCGAUCUCAAAUGAAAGACAGUGUCCCGGUGGCAGGUUUCUGUCCGCAGGGAGCCUACGGUCUGCAAGAUUCUCUUAGGAGCGGCUUCACCAGUGUCAAGAAUGAGCUCCUUCCCAGCCAUCCACUAGAGCUGUCAGAAAAGAAUUACCAGCUAAACAAGGACAAGAUGAACUUAUCCACACUCAGGAACAUCCAGGGUCUUCACGCACCACUCAAACUACAGAUGGAGUACAGGGCAGCUAGACAGAUUCAGCGCCUGCCGUUCUUACCCAGUUCAAACCUGGCUCUUGACACGCUGCGUGGAAGUGACGACAUGAUCGGCUUUGAAGAUGUCCUCAAUGAUCCAGCUCAGAGUGAAAUCAUGGGAGAGCCACAUCUUAUGGUUGAAUACAAACUGGGAUUGCUGUAAAUUUUCGUGGCUUUUUGUUGCACAAUAUUUCAAGGGUCCAGUGAAGAAAGUAAAAGUGCGUUGUAUUAGGCAGUUUGAGAGCUACAUGUGUGGGUGGUAUUUCUUAAUAAACACUUGACUUGA